Messenger RNA from Populus euphratica (Euphrates poplar), 1050 nucleotides. RefSeq lists its product as uncharacterized. Lineage: Eukaryota; Viridiplantae; Streptophyta; Magnoliopsida; Malpighiales; Salicaceae. The transcript is spliced from 2 exons. Bases 308 to 841 code for a protein of 177 amino acids. Gene Ontology annotation, molecular function: acyltransferase activity, transferring groups other than amino-acyl groups. The record is from RefSeq and is a predicted model, not a curated record.
AAUCAGAUUUAUACCCUUGUGUGAAGUUUUUGUUGAAUUUGUCGAACAUGUUUCUUACCAAUUUAAUUAUAGUUAAUAUUGGAUUAGAUGGGGAUAUUACCCACGAGAUACCGUAUCUAGCUAGUUGUUGAAGGCUCUAUCUUCUUUCAACAUGUUCUGUAAUUGAAUCCUUGUUUUAUAAAGCCUGUCUUCUCAAAAAAUUAUGGUACUGAGUCUACUGGCUACUGAUGUAGCUGAUUCCCCAUUAUUAAAUUCUUAGAGAGCUCUUAAGCGCAUUUCACGGUAAUUGGCAAAAAGUACUGUAGUGAUGCCAUCAUCAAUCCUUGCUGAGGAAAUGGAGAACGAUAUUUCAUCGGAAGUAAUUACGCUACGUCCUUAUAAGGAAUCCGAUGCUGAUGAUUUCUUGGGCUAUGCAGGUGAUGAUCAAGUGACUCGAUUCACCCGGUGGAACACUUUCAGCUGCAAGGAAGAAGCCCUCGUUUACAUCAAGGACUUCUGCAUUCCUCAUCCAUACUGCAGGUCUAUAUGUGUAAAUGAUCGUUCAAUUGGAUUUGUGUUUAUCAGACAAGAAUCUGGAGAUGAAAAAUGCAGGGCAGAACUCGGAUAUGCUAUGGCCGCUAAGUAUUGGGGGCAAGGUGUGACAACUAGAGCGUUGAAGUUAGCAAUCUCUGAUGGGCUCAGAUCAUUUCCUGAUUUGGUCAGGCUUCAAGCUAGGGUUGAUGUGGAGAACAAAGCCUCUCAAAGGGUUUUGGAAAAACUGGGUUUCCUCAAGGAAGGGCUGCUGCGAAAGUAUAUGUAUAUCAAAGCAAAGGGACCAAACGGGAUGAGCAAAGGGAGAUAACCAAUCCCAGCACUGUCAUUUAAUUUUUAGAGACGGCACCUAACGCCACCGCGAGGGCCAUGGUUUUGUUAUUUAAUUAAUCGAAGCACAAAUACCUUCCCGGCCGUUCUCACUGUUUGUAUUAAUCCCAAUUUGUUCUGUUUAUAAAGCUAAUUUGACCUCAUCCUAGUUCCUUCGAGGAAAUAUCAUAAGCCCGUUUCUGAGCUCAA